AUGGGAGACUUCGACUGCCACGCCCUUCAUGGCGAUGCCCUGCGAGCCUCCGGUGAACCUAUCGCUCUCCCGCCAAAUACCAAUCUCACAAAGUUCAAGGCCUUCAUUUCGCGGGUGACAAGUGUAGUAGAUGAAACAAAUGUUCAAAUCAUCCUGAGUCAUGAUGACAUUGCUCAGGAAGAAUACACAGACCCCUCCAGAGCUCAUGACAUGUUUCACAUCCUCGAUAAGACGCAUUUUAUCUCCUCGGCUGUGGUUGCACCUAAGAAUGUUGUCGAUGUCCAAGACAUCAUAAAAUUGGCUAACGAAUUUGAGAUCCCAGUCUGGCCUUUUUCCAAGGGUAGAAAUAUCGGCUAUGGCGGCACUGCCCCAAGAGUGCGCGGCAGUCUUGGUAUCGACUUGGGCAAGAACAUGAAUAGAGUGUUGAAAGUUGAUCCUCAGAGUGCCUAUGCCUUGCUCGAGCCUGGGGUGUCUUACUUUGACCUCCAUGAGUAUUUGGUUACGCACAACUUGCGGGAUCAAGUGUGGGCGGACGUACCUGAUGUCGGUGGCGGUUCGGUUAUUGGGAACGCGCUCGAAAGAGGCACUGGAUAUACCCCAUAUGGUGAGCACUGGAUGAUGCACUGCGGACUGGAGGUUGUCUUGCCCGAUGGCUCACUCCUCCGCACUGGGAUGGGUGCUUUGCCAAACCCUAAAGCGGACAAGAGCAUACCACCACAUGAACAGGAACCAGAUGAGAGCUGGCAGAUAUUUGACUGUAGCCUCGGCCCGCAUAGUGCUGGUAUAUUCUCUCAGUCCUCUCUCGGAAUCGUCGUGAAGAUGGGAAUUUGGCUUAUGCCUAACCCUGGCGGGUAUCAGGCGUACAUGGUCACCUUCCCCAGGGACAAUGACUUGAAUCAGAUCGUGGAGAUACUCCGACCUUUGAGAAUCUUCGGGGUAAUUCAGAACACACCCAAGCUGGAUAACGUCCUGGUUACCGCGGCCGUCCAGGGCCACCGCACCGAAUACACCAAUUCUGACAUGCCCCUAACUGACCACCAGUUAGAUGAGGUCGCUAAAAAGCUCAGUAUCGGUCGCUGGAAUCUCUACGGAGCGAUGUACGGCCCACCCAUCAUUCGUGACGCUCUCUGGUCCAUCAUCAAAGCAUCCUUCAGCAAGAUCCCCGGCGCCAAGUUCUAUUUCCCCGAAGAUCGUCCCAACGACAUCGUUCUACAAACUCGAAGCAAUACAAUGCAAGGUAUCCCAUCCACAACCGAGCUUGGGUUGCUAUCCUGGCUCCCCAACGGCGGACAUCUGUUCUUCUCUCCGAUCGCCAAAGUAACUGGCCCCGAUGCCAAAGCACAGUACGGCCUCACCCGCCGCUUAAGCGAGGAAUACGGAUUCGACUUUAUUGGGGUGUUCAUCAUCGGGGCCCGUGAGAUGCACCACAUCGUCUGCAUCCUGUUUGAUCGGAAAGAUCCCGAUGCAAGCCGUCGAGCCCAUGAGCUUAUUCAGGUCCUGAUCGCCGAGGCGGCGGAUCGGGGGUGGGGUGAAUACCGCACUCAUCUCGCGUUGAUGGACCAGAUUGCUGAGACUUACAACUUCAAUGAGAAUGCGCAGAUGAAGUUGAACGAGAAGUUGAAGAACACGCUUGACCCGAAGGGGAUCUUGUGUCCGGGAAAGAAUGGUAUCUGGCCUGCCAAUUACCUCCGACGGGCCGAACCGAUCCGCCAAAUCAGAACCUCCCAUGGCACCGUUGGCACUUGGCAGCAGCAACAGAAAGUCGGUUUCUGUCCAACAUUGGAACAAUGA
This is a messenger RNA of Aspergillus nomiae NRRL 13137, 1791 nucleotides long. RefSeq lists its product as uncharacterized. Bases 1 to 1791 code for a protein of 596 amino acids. Gene Ontology annotation, molecular function: D-lactate dehydrogenase (NAD+) activity; D-lactate dehydrogenase (cytochrome) activity; FAD binding. Gene Ontology annotation, cellular component: mitochondrion. The transcript has 4 exons. Gene Ontology annotation, biological process: lactate catabolic process. The record is from RefSeq and is a predicted model, not a curated record. NCBI's taxonomy places the organism in Eukaryota, Fungi, Ascomycota, Eurotiomycetes, Eurotiales, Aspergillaceae.